Molecule: messenger RNA, 1473 nt
Organism: Eimeria acervulina
Lineage: Eukaryota; Apicomplexa; Conoidasida; Eucoccidiorida; Eimeriidae
Product: histone deacetylase, putative
Exons: 10
Coding region: 1-1473 (490 amino acids)
Molecular function (GO): histone deacetylase activity
Source: RefSeq, a predicted model, not a curated record
AUGAAACCUCAUCGAGUGCGAAUGACUCACGAUCUCUUGCAAGGCUAUGGGCUACUUGAUUUAGUAGAGUUGAUGCUGCCUCCCCACCCAACAGUGAAGGCUUUGACUCGUUUUCACGCAGAUGAUUAUAUAGCAUUUUUGCGCUCUACAGCUGAUGGUUCUUCUCUAUCUUCUUCUAUUCAUUCAGGAGGGGGGGGCGGGGGCCCCUCUUCUCCAAUUCAAGAAGCCCCUCAUGGCGUCUUCUCGCCUGCUGCUUAUAACAAUGCGGGAUAUGCUGCUAAUAAACAGCAACAAGCCACAGCAGCUCAGCUCCACGGCCUUCCUGUUACUGCAGCAACAGCUUCACAUUCUAACAGCAGAAGCCUCUCCCCAUCCAGUGUAGGCGGCAGCACUGCAGCAAGUGUAGAUCCUACAGACACAGGGGGGGGCCCCCAAGGGGCCCCACCCUUUGUUGAUCAAAUCAGCAGAUUUAAUAUCGGCGAGGAUUGCCCGGUGUUCGAUGGCCUCUGGGAAUAUUGCAAGACGUACACCGGAGGCAGCAUUGAAGGCGCACGCAGAGUUGUGCAGGGAGAAUAUCAAUUCGCAAUUAACUGGGCUGGGGGACUUCACCACGGAAAGAAGCAUGAAGCUAGUGGCUUUUGUUAUGUUAAUGAUUGCGUGUUGGCGGCGUUAGAGUUUCUGAGGUAUAAACACCGGGUGCUGUACGUCGAUGUGGAUAUACACCACGGAGACGGAGUAGAGGAGGCGUUUUAUACCUCCCCUAGAGUGCUGUGCUGUUCUUUUCACAAGUACGGCCACUUCUUUCCAGGCACAGGGGCCCUUGAAGAUAUUGGAAUGGAAGAAGGCCUCGGGUACAGCGUCAACGUGCCUCUACAUGAGGGCAUCGACGACCAGAUGUAUUCUUCUCUCUUCGUUCGAGUGAUGGAUCAAAUUAUGGAUAUUUACCGCCCUGAAGCGGUCGUUCUUCAGUGCGGAGCAGAUUCAGUUGCGGGCGAUCGACUUGGCUGCUUCAAUUUGUCCCUGGAUGGGCAUAGCGAAGCUGUACGUUACUUCUGCAAGGCCGGGGUGCCGGCCAUAUUCCUUGGUGGAGGCGGCUACACGCUGGGAAACGUACCUAGGUGUUGGGCAAAAGAAACCGGCUAUAUUUUGGGAGUUGACCUCGAUCCAAAGAUUCCUGACAGCUGCAUGUACCGAGGAUAUUACGGACCAAACUACGAACUCAAAAUCCGCACAACCAACAUGGAAAAUCGGAACGAAGAGAAGUACAUUGAUUCCAUUGUACAAAAGAUAAGCACGACGUUACGGGAGCACGUCUACCCUAUCGGAGGACAAAUAUCUGCCAAUUUUACGGAUACGGAAAAGGAUACUGGAGUUGUCCUCCAGAGCAGCCUGGAAGAAAGCGAUGACAAAAAUGGUGAUGGAGAGGAAGCUGCGCAGCAUUUUUGCGUGAUUAACAACCGCGAUCGUGCAUAA